GACUCGCCUGGAAUGAAUCACGUGACAUCACGCCGUGGAUCCAAUAUGGCGGUGGCAGUGCCUGGGGUGACAGUCUACGGCUCGGAUCCCAACCUCCAGGGCCACCAGGACGAAGAAAUCAUGGACGAGGUUCAGAAUGUGCGGAAGGUCAUCAACCUGACCCGGCAGAACCUGGAGGCUCUCAAUGCUCGCUUUGCAGACCUGCAGAAACCACCGUCAAUCUACAUAGAGGAAUAUGAAGAACUGACCAGCAAGUUGGACGAGCUUCAGGCGCGCGAGCAAGAACUCCUGGAUCGCAUGAGUAAUGGUCGUGACUCACCCCCUCACGAGGAGCCCCCUGAGCCACCCCCUCUCCCCCCGCCUCCCCCCACCCCCUCUAGAACCAGCCCCCAGUCCCCCAAGCUGCUGCAGGCAACUGUGUUUGCCCACCUGCCACAGACCUGCGGCUACAAGUUUCACCAGCGCUGCACGUCUGACGUGCCUGUCAUGUGUGAACAGGUGGGAGGGGACCACCUUUACAAACAAAAGGGGCCCAUCCAAAGCUUACUUGCACAAAAUUCGAACGAUGUAUUCAUCCAACCGACGACAUCUCAGCCAGGUGGCUCGAUGCAGGGCGGCAGUUUAAGAACCCCCUCCACAGGACAGUCUUAUCUCUCUACCCAGCCCAUCCCCACCCCCUCCCCAGCCCAGCUCAUCCCCUCCCCUUCACAGAAGUUCCCCCCUAGAGAAAGAUCCAUCUCUGCGCCAAACGUCUGCAUCAACAUGGUGGGAAACGACGCACUGUCACAAUUAGAAGAACUAGGAUAUGGAAGACACUUACAGCAAUAUCAACAGUUAGACUCCCCCACUCAGGCGGCUGCACAGCAUGUGCCCCCCUUUGCCUCUAAGUCCAAUAGGCGGCAUGCAUCUGUCUCCAGUACUCCCACUCACACCGCCAUGGAAGUCAGCGUCUUUGACUAUAGCCCAGCAGCCAUUAAUAAAGGUCAGAGUAUGCCAAACCAGACGCUGUCCGUGACGCCCCCAGCGUAUCUGUCAUCCUCCAUUCCCAACUCCCAGUCCAGCCCCAUGAAGAUCAACAACCUCCAGUCUUCGCCCACGGCCAACUCAAAGAACGUCAGAGUCCGGUCCAAGUCAGCUUCCGAUGAUGGGUCAGUGAUGAAGAAAAAAGAGAAGGCUCACAGGCACAAAAGAGAAGACAGUCACACAAGUGUAGUAAGAAAGCCGAGAGAUUCCAAUGAUGAUUGGGAAAUCCCUGAGGAACAGAUCUUGUUUGGCCCAAGGAUUGGGUCUGGCUCCUUCGGAACUGUGUUCAAAGGACAGUGGCAUGGACCUGUUGCAGUGAAGAAGUUGAAUGUAAAAGAUCCCAGUCCAGCUCAGCUGCAGGCUUUCAGAAAUGAAGUUGCUGUACUGAGGAAAACGCGACACGUGAACAUCCUGCUGUUCAUGGGGUGUGUGUCGAAGAACCAGCUGGCCAUCGUGACCCAGUGGUGCGAGGGCUCCAGUCUGUACAGACAUCUCCACGUCCUGGAGUCCAAGUUCGAGAUGCUCAACCUGAUCGAGAUCGCCAGGCAGACAGCACAGGGCAUGGACUACCUACAUGCAAAGCACAUCAUCCAUCGAGACAUGAAGUCCAACAACAUCUUCCUAACGGAGGACAUGACAGUCAAGAUCGGAGACUUCGGUCUGGCCACGGUCAAGUCUCGAUGGAGCGGGUCCCACAACUUUGAGCAGCCGACUGGAUCUAUUCUGUGGAUGGCACCGGAAGUGAUCCGAAUGCAGGACCCAAACCCCUACAGUUUCCAGUCAGACGUGUACGGGUUUGGAGUGGUUUUAUUUGAACUGGUGACCGGGCAGCUGCCAUAUGCACAAAUCAAACACAGGGAUCAGAUAAUUUUCAUGGUGGGGCGUGGCUACCUGAAACCAGACCCAAAUAAAUGUCGCAGCGACACGCCGAAGGCAUUCAAACGGCUGAUGGGUGAAUGUAUCAAACUCAACAGAGACGAGAGACCACUCUUCCCUCAGAUUCUAGCCUCCCUGGACUCACUGGUCAGAUCGCUGCCCAAGAUCACGAGAAGCGCCUCGGAGCCUUCCCUGAACCGAGCAGGGUUCAACUCCGACGACUUCAUCUACAGCUGCGCCUCACCCAAGACGCCCAUCCAGGGCCAGUUUGCAGCCUUUCACUUCUUCUCUGCUGUCGGCCAUAGAUGAUGGGAACUGUUGCUUCUGGGUUUCCUUGGGAUAGCUUCUUCAUGUCUGUACAGUCUUGGCCUGGGAAAGACCAACCUAAUAUGCUGUUUUAUAUCCAUACUCAGAAAAAAGGACAUUUGGAAUCUUUAAAAGUCACAGGCAUCCAAACUUUUCAUUUUCUGUUGUUAUCAAUGUUUUAAAGACAAUGUAUCCUUAAAGGUUUGUUGCCCACUAUAUUUGUUGAUGUUGUAGAUCUUUUAAAAUGAUAUCUUAGAAAAGGAAAGUACGUGUAUCACAGACUGUGAGUCUUGAUCAGAGUCACUUCGACAUAACUGUCUUUCCCAGACCUUAUGUAUAGUUUGGUCCUGUUUCUGUUAAACUUGGGGCUGUCAGGAUUUGGGUUAACGAAAUUUUUUGGGGUGCCAAUACCCUUUGGCAAAGGAUUUAGAGAAGCUAAUUUUUUUUGUAUAGAGGAACUAAUUUUUUUGUAUACAGCUACAUGUAAAUGUUUUUGCUUGGCCCUUGCAUUCCUUGGGAAUUACUUUCUACCAGACAUAUUAUGCAGUGGCCCGCUCAUUUAGAGAUGCAGAAAUAGUCCUGAAGCAGAGUUACGCCUUAAGUUGCAAUAGAACUAAAAAUGCGACAGAAUUGACUUCAAGUUUUUACGUUCUUCUGGUAUGUGGAGUGAUUGACAUUGAACUGUAGUUGAAUCCUUACCAAGGGAUUACAAUGUACAUAAACAGAACUAGCUACCUGGAUCAAAUCAUAUACCAGUACAGUGCUACGUUCAAGUGCUAGCCAACUGUGACAACCCUGGUGUUUCUUUCAACUGUCUACCACCAUGUGCUUAAACUGAAUUAGCCAUCUAACUAGUAAAGAUACUGCCCAUUCAGUGGAAGACUUGAAACCAUAGGUUGUAAAUAGCUACAAAAUGUAAACCAGGCCUUUUAGUGAAAUUCUGCAACAUUCAAUCUGAAACAAUUGGACAGAUUGGUUGUAAUAUUAUACAUGUAUCAUGGAGUUGAAUUUUACAUGGUUCCUUGCAAGUCAGUAAAGAAGAAUGGCAUUGAUUAUAGAAGUACCAUGUCACUUCUAUGAUAGCCUUGCACAGUCAUCACUGCACCAGGCUCAAACAAGCUAUGUAUAAUCUGUACCUGCCUGGAAUGGAGCUGUAUCAUGUCAGAUUAGCAAAAUGGGAUAGAGCGGCUUCUCCUCAUGUGAACUUGCUGUUCUUCUGCGGCUACAAAUACAAAUGUACCAGAAAAGGUAGAUGACGAACAGCUCAGAAGGAAAAACUCAAGGUCAUCUGAAGGUCACAUGGCAUACUGGGUAUCUGCGCUGUUUAUGAAAUGAACUCUGACCUUUUGCAGUCUUGCUUCACAUGGUCUGUAAGUGAUAUGGGGGCUGGUUGUAUAAAUUCUGUACAUAAUGUGAUCAAAGCGAGCAUAUUCUAAAGCCUUAGCUAAUAUUGCCGUAGUAUAUAAUGUACAUGUGGUCUAGCUGAUAGGAGGGGUGGUAUAUAGCAUAGCAGAGCUUUUUAGCUGGGCUAAAAUUGUUGAUUGUAAAUGUAGCAAAAAGUGUGGAUGUUUUUGAUGGACAAUAUUUAAGUAAGGUGGAACUGUGGUUCACAGACAUCAGGGGGAUGUGGGGGCACUUAUGUGUGAGGAGUUUGUUUGCCUUUAUAUGUAUAAGUAAUUACUUCUCAGUGCCAUAGAGAGAAGGGUCUCCAAAUGUUUUCAAUGAUUGUCAAUCAAAACGUCAUGCUGAACUGCCAAUAUUCCUCUCGGAUUCGGUGGAGACAGGGCUUAAUGAUAAGUGUGGAACGCUAAAGUAGACUCUCUACACUAAAACCAUGACCCCAGUUUAAAAGUGAUCUGUGCUUAUAUGACUACAAGGUGUACUUCUAUGGCUCUGUUUUAACAAGGUGGGCAAUAUGAAAUAGUGAGGAAAAAGCUGCUACAUUGUUCGGAAUGUGCAAUGUCAUGUGACAUACUGAUCUCUACAAUGCUGUUCCUUACAAAGUGUGGGAGAGGAAAAACUGCUCCCCUCAGACUACCCCCCCCCCCACACCCCCCUAAGAAGUGCCGCCCACCCCCCUGACCAUGGUCUGUGUGAUUUCACCUGCUUGUAGAAGUUGUGGGGCUGGCUCCCACCCAACCAUCCCCAUGUAUACUUCUGUAUAUAGUUGUAAUUUAUGCUGCCGGUGUCGUGAUUUGGAUGUAGGUAGUAUGUACGUACAUACGUGAUAUUUUAUGUGCUAUGGUAUAGCUCUUUUCACAACGCAGUGUUGAGGACAGAGAGAGGGAGGGAAGGUGCUUGAUGUAACUGCCACAUGGCGCUGGUCCAAGGUUUGCUUCUUACAAAUGUACAUGUUCCUGACAUGCUCAGGACAGGAGUAAUGUUUUUGUAUGUUUUGACCUAAUUUGAGGCGUACAGUAAUGCCUAAAUUAGUACAAUGCCUGGUUUGUGUAACAUGCUAACAGUAAUAUUACCAGCAUACACACGUACUGCCAGAUUUAGCUAGCACUGCUUAAAAAUGCAAUUUUGUCUACAUUGUACUAUUAUUACUGUGGUAGUGUUACAUCGCCACAUUAACUUUAAGAUUUAAUGACAAAUAGUAUCAUUUUCACUAUCCUGAUUUACAUAAGAAAAGCUAUCAGACCAUGUUUUGUAAUCAUUUCUCAGAAAAUGAUUUGUCUGAUUUUAAACUACUGUUAAGCAAAUUAAAACAUGAAGCUCUGAUACUGUAAUAGUAGGACUCAUGUUAGAGGUCGUUUCAUAUUUUUGGAGAAUAUAUUUUUCAGUAUGGUAGAACAUUGUGAUUGGAGAUGGUCAGGUGAAAAGCUUCAUGGAGAUCCUCAGCUAUAUUCUACAUCUAUUGUUCAACAUUAAAAUUACUUGAAUGAAAAUUGGUGAUUGGAUGAAAAUGAGCAUUAGUUUCUGUUAUUACAAUCUGUUUUGUUUGAAUGUAAAAAAAAACUGUUAAAGCUGCAACAGCACUUGAUAUUAAGGAAAAUGCAUUGUACAUGCUCUUUUGUACAGAAGUCCCAAAAUAGCAGACACUAACGUAUUGAAGUAGUUUUACCGGAUCAAGCAGUAGUUUCUGAACUUCCAUUACUGUCUUAUAUGGGGGUUGGGACAAAUGGUACAUACAGAGAAAAGAAAGAAAUAGAACUGCUCCUUUGUGUCAUGUGAUUUUAGCUUUGUUGCUGACAGAAGCUGUGAGAUGUAUGUAAGACUGCUCAGUCCAUGCUGGAAAUGUGAAUACCUAGUGCUGGUGCUGUAGCUAAGAAUAUUGUAAAUUCUGAUGGGUAUUUUCAACUGUAUAUUAUUGCACAGCCUUGGUUUGAAAGGAAUAAAAUACCCAAAUCAGACAUUCAUAA
Messenger RNA from Branchiostoma floridae (Florida lancelet), 5570 nucleotides. Its product is annotated as serine/threonine-protein kinase B-raf-like. NCBI's taxonomy places the organism in Eukaryota, Metazoa, Chordata, Leptocardii, Amphioxiformes, Branchiostomatidae. The record is from RefSeq and is a predicted model, not a curated record. Gene Ontology annotation, biological process: protein phosphorylation; signal transduction. Gene Ontology annotation, molecular function: ATP binding; protein kinase activity. Gene Ontology annotation, cellular component: cytosol; mitochondrion.